Molecule: messenger RNA, 2600 nt
Organism: Aspergillus novofumigatus IBT 16806
Lineage: Eukaryota; Fungi; Ascomycota; Eurotiomycetes; Eurotiales; Aspergillaceae
Product: mitochondrial elongation factor MEF2
Exons: 8
Coding region: 97-2544 (815 amino acids)
Biological process (GO): mitochondrial translation; ribosome disassembly
Cellular component (GO): mitochondrion
Molecular function (GO): GTPase activity; GTP binding
Source: RefSeq, a predicted model, not a curated record
CAUCUCCUCUAUUCCUUUCUCUUUUCCCUUCAUUUAGUCUGAAAUGAAAUGGAUACUUCCAAUUGAAUGAGAAUAUACUGCCAAUGAUAUCCGGUCAUGGCGGUGCGAUCCAAUCGUCCUAGAGCAGCUGGACGAACCACGAUCUCUGACAAGAUAUGUUUGCUUCGGAGUCAAUAUCAAUCAAAGGAGAAGAUUCUGGACCGAACAAGGAACAUUGGUAUCAUAGCCCACAUUGAUGCAGGCAAGACGACCACCACAGAGCGAGAUGUGGACGAGGGAUCUACACGUGCCCGAGGAAUCACCAUUCAAUCGGCGGCCAUUACCUUCCACUGGCCGCCAACAGCUGAGGAGAGUGGUAAACCACAAGUGCAGAACCCAAGAUCUGUGACAUCGCAUACGAUUAAUCUGAUUGAUACUCCUGGACACGCGGAUUUUACAUUUGAAGUUCUGCGAUCGUUGCGCAUCUUGGAUGGCGCAGUAUGCAUACUCGACGGUGUAGCUGGUGUCGAGGCGCAGACGGAGCGAGUCUGGCACCAAGCCAGCACCUAUCGCAUCCCCCGGAUUGUCUAUGUUAACAAACUAGACAGAGAUGGGGCUGCAUUUGGGCGGACGGUCAGAGAGGUAGGCUCCCGACUAGGGGCCUUCCCGGCUGUGUGCCAGAUUCCGUGGUUUGAAAACGGCGAUGGUCGCUUUGUCGGUGUAGCUGACGCGAUCAACCUACAAGGCCUUCGAUGGCAAGAAGGAGACGGCAAGGUGGUCAAGAUGCUGAGCCUUGCGCAGCUAGAUGCCGAGGAGGCCCAACUCGGUAAGGAGCUCCGACGUGCCCGUAUAGCGCUUGUCGAACUGCUGAGCGAGCACGACGAGGCAAUGGUGGAGAAGUUCCUGGAAUGCGAUGAGGAUCAUCUUGCCGUCCCUCCGCAAGACAUCCUGGAGAGCCUGCGGCGAUGUCUCAUCGAGGAGCCAGGAAGCAACAUCGUCCCCAUUUUUGCGGGCGCCAGCUUCCGCAACAUCGGAGUCCAGCCCCUGCUAGAUGCCGUGGUGAACCUCCUUCCGAGCCCGAUCGAGGCCCCCGAUCCAGAGGUCAGCAUUGGAGGGGUUCAGGGAGGCUUGCAGCGCCUUCUCACAGGCGAACUCCUUGUAGAGUCGAGCGAAAAGACCGCAUCUCCAAAGGGCAAGCAGAAGAAGAAGUCCGUCGCGCAUGCAGAGUCCCAGAAUGUGAUGAAGAACCUGCAAGGAUGCGCCCUGGCCUUCAAGGUAGUCAACGACGCCAAACGAGGUGUUUUGGUAUAUGUACGGGUGUACUCUGGGUCCCUGGAUCGCAACUGCGUCCUGUUCAACACCAACCUCACCGUCUCGGAGCGCGCCCCGCGCUUACUCAAAAUGUACGCCAACGAUGCGGUGGAGGUGGAUUCGAUCCCCGAGGGACACAUUGGCGUCGUGGUAGGCCUUAAACACGCCCGGACCGGUGACACCCUCGUCUCCUACGCGGGGAACAAAGCGACACCUCCAGAGCCGCUCAAUACCCUGCAGUUGCGGCCCAUCAACGUACCGCCUCCCGUCUUCUUCGCCAGCGUAGAGCCACACAGUCUGAGCGAAGAGAAGAAGGUGCAGGAAUGUCUCGCGCUCCUCCUGCGAGAAGACCCCAGUCUCCAUGUGGCCGUCGACGAGGACUCCGGGCAGACCCUGCUGAGCGGAAUGGGCGAGCUCCAUCUGGAGAUCGCGCGCGAUCGCCUGAUCAACGAUCUCAAGGCCAAGGCAACCAUGGGCCGCAUCGAGAUCGGCUACCGCGAAACGCCUCUGGGCCCGUCUCCCGCCGUAACCAAGAUCUUCGACAAGGAGAUUGCCGGCCGCAAGGGCAAAGCCGGCUGCACGGCCCUAGUCGAGCCAUUCAACCCAGACACAUCACCCGCCCCUGGACCGGAUGCUCUCGCCGUCGAGACCCGCGACGGGAAUCAAAUCAUCAUCCUCGCUCCCGACCUCCAAAUUGAACGCACCAAGAAAGGCACCGAGGAGAGCCCCUUCCUCCCACCAGGCCUGGACGCACACACCUUGCGCACAGCCCUCCAAAACGGGUGCCUGGCUGCCCUCGCCCGCGGGCCCCAAUUCACCUUCCCCAUGCACAGCACCCGCCCAAGUCCAGGAACCUCGCUCAUGGAACCCGUCAUGAACGUCAUCAUCAGCGUCGACGAAGCCAGUCUCGGCGCCAUUGUCCACGACAUCUCCGCCUCCCGCGGCGGCCACAUCGUCUCUCUCGACGAGGACAUCCCCAUCACAGCUACCGAUGCCUCACCCGUGGAGCCGGAUCUACGCGCCCCGGAUCCCUUCGAGACGCCCUCUGUCGGCGUCGAGAUCCCCACCGCGGUGAACCGGCCCCGCACCAUUACGGCGAAGGUGCCGCUGAAGGAGAUGGUGGGGUACCUGAAGCAUCUCCGCAGUCUGAGUGCGGGUCGGGGCACGUUCGUGAUGUCUGUGGAUCGGUUUGAGGUUAUGAGCGCCCAGCGACAGAAGGCUGUGCUGGCGGAGUUACGCGGAGGCUUUUAUUGAUAGCACCAGCGCACCCCCAGCUGUACUAUAAACUGUAUUACUACGUACUCUACUAC